Molecule: messenger RNA, 7079 nt
Organism: Hippoglossus stenolepis (Pacific halibut)
Lineage: Eukaryota; Metazoa; Chordata; Actinopteri; Pleuronectiformes; Pleuronectidae
Gene: plxnd1
Product: plexin D1
Exons: 36
Coding region: 429-6131 (1900 amino acids)
Biological process (GO): regulation of cell migration; positive regulation of axonogenesis; semaphorin-plexin signaling pathway involved in axon guidance
Cellular component (GO): semaphorin receptor complex
Molecular function (GO): protein binding; semaphorin receptor activity
Source: RefSeq, a predicted model, not a curated record
AAACUAGAUUAAUGCUUUUAAAUCAAUUCAUAAUAAAAAAUAAACUACUAAAACACGACUUCUUUAAGUCUAAGUCACCUCUGUGGAGGAAUAACCUUGUGCGUAAAUUACGAGCAAAUCAGCUUAAACUAUAUUUGUCUUCGUUAUUCUAUUGUUCAAAGAUCAUAAAUAUGUCAGUGGCUCAGCAUUGUGGCUCAGUGCGCCUCAGGAGAGAGGCUGCUGAGCUGCACAGUGGGCAGAGGGGGACAGACAGAGGAGGCAGCCUGAAAAAGGAAGCACGACUCGCUUAUCGCGUCAUUCUGGGCUUAGGCGUUGAGCAGGAAACAGCCUUUCCUCUCGGAUUGUCGCAGUAGGAACAAACACACAUUUUUGUCUUUGCUCAAUGCACCCCUCGGCACAGAACACGCGGAAGCCGGUCAGAAGGAAAAAUGCCUCCUUCGAUAGAGAUAGCUGUUCUGCUCCUCGGCGUCCUGGCGCUGGAGACGCACCGGAGUGCCAGCGCGCUGCACAUCCAACAGGCGUUCUCGACUCCAAAUCACACCAAUAACUUCGUGGUGGACCCGGUGUCCAGGAGGGUCUACCUGGCCACCGUCAACAGCGUCUACCAGCUGAACGGCAGCCUGAGCGUCGAGGUGGAGAAGAGGACCGGACCGGUGGAGGACAACCUGUUGUGCCAUGCGCCACAGCUCCCCCAGGCUCCGUGCGAGCAUCCCAAAUCCCUCACCGACAACUUCAACAAGCUGCUGAAGCUGGACCGAGAGCAAGGGGUGGUGGUGGUGUGUGGGUCGGUGUACCAGGGCUUCUGUGAGCUCAGGAAAAUGGAGAAUAUUUCCGAGAUAGCGGUGGAGUUCCCACCCCAGGGCGAGAAGACCGUUUUCCCCAGCAUGCUCAACAUCGCUGCCAAUCACCCCAACGCAUCCACGGUGGGGCUCAUCUUCAAGAGCCACGGGGGAAACACCCGGCUGCUGGUCGGGGCCACGUACACAGGGGCUGGUACCCAGUUUUUCCCCAAGAACCACAGCAAGGAGGACCUGCGCUUUGAAAACACCCCGGAGAUCGCCAUCCGCUCCCUGAACAUCAAGGACCUAUCCAGACUUUUCACCUAUGACAUUAACCCCUCGGAGGAUAACGUGUUCAAGAUCAAGCAGGAGGUUAAAACCAAAAACAAGCUGAACUUCGUGCACGCCUUCAUGCAGAAGUCUUACUCCUACAUCGCCUUUAAUAACGACGCGAAGCUGGGCCACAAGGAGAGCCAGCCCAACAGCAUCCUCGCCAGGAUAUGUCUGGACACCGACAACUCCCGAAAGUCCUCCGGGCCGGAGAGCAAGAAGCUGACCGAGUCCUACAUCCAGAUGCCGCUGCAGUGUGGAUAUAACGGGAACAUCUACAACCGGCUGCUGUCCGUGUACCCCGCGGAGAUCCACGUCGAGGACGCGCAGGACGCAGAGCCCUACCUGUUCGGAGUGUUUUCCAGACAGACCGACAGAAAGUCUGCUCUGUGCGCCUUCAAGUUGGGAGACAUCGAGGAGGAGAUCCGAAAGGGCCGACGGAACUGCUCCAACUCUCCCAGCAGCGACGUUCAAGUGCUGGACAGCGUCAUCCAGGGCUCCGGGGCAGCCUGUAUCCAGAAGGGAAACCUGUUGUUGCAGCCCGAGCAGCUGGACUGCGGCGCGGCCCACCUGCAGCACCCGCUGGCCCUACGGAGGCCCCUGAGGUCCAUUCCUCUGUAUGAAUACCCAGGCCUUAGCUCAGUCUCGGUGGACAAUGUACACGACCACACGGUGGUUUUUCUGGGAACCGGUAAUGGACGACUUCGUAAGCUGACACUCCUGGCGAACAUGACCUUGGCCAAUCAGUGGACGCUGAAGCUGCCGGCCAGCGAAGCCGUCCAUCACAUCAUGACCUUCGACCCCAACGACAGGAACUUUCUAUAUCUCAUGACCUCUCACCAUAUGCUGAGGGUGAGAGUGGCUGAUUGUGACCAGUGGAAGAGCUGCAGCGGCUGUUUGGGAGCAAGUGACGCCCACUGUGGUUGGUGUACUUUGGAGAACAGAUGUACCAUCCAGAAGGAGUGUGCUCAAGGGCUGUUGGCGCGCACUUGGAUCAGCAUGGGUGAGGGCCCUCAGCAGUGUCCUUCCAUGACCCUGACACCUCCGGAGAUCAGCAUCUCUGCAGAUAUCAAGGAUGUCGGCAUCCUGAUAAAUGGGAGCGUUCCGGAUCUGGUCGGCUCCCAGGUGGAGUGUGAAUAUGGGCCGGGUGUUUCGACAGAUGCCACGGUGCACCUGGACUCCGGCUCCGCUCAGAUCCAGACUUGUCCCCUUCUCCCUCGAGAAAACUACCAACCGAUCCUGCCGGGCACAGAUCAUUUGACUGUUUCUGUGGCGAUAAAAGUGAAUGGCACAUCUGUCGUAUCUGGGAGCUUCAUCAUCUAUGACUGCGAGAGGACUGGAGCAAUACACCCCAAGAUGUCAUGUGUGAGCUGCCUGAGCACAAGGUGGAAGUGUUACUGGGACCAGGAGAACCACCUCUGUGUCUCGGCCAAAGAUGACUCAAAGCACAACCUGCUGGAGAAUGCAGCUUCCUGUCCGAGCCUGGUCAUCUCAGAGGUACCGCCUACACCAUCAGAAAUGGCCCAGGACUUCAUCAUAUCCCUGAGCAACAUCCCGGAGGGGGAGGAGCUGGACUGUGACUUUGGGACAGAGCAGCGAUAUGCGGCCACAUGGCUCAACAGCUCAACUGUCAAGUGCAGUGGAGUUACACUGUCCACAAACCAGAGGAGUCAGGUUUACCACCUCAAUCUGAGACGGAGAGGAUUCUUCAGUAGGCCGGGGGAGGAUGUUUUCAUCGACAGCCCCCAGCCCAUGAAAGUGGAGGUGUACAACUGUGGAGUAGGUAGUUCAGACUGCUCCCAGUGCUGGGGCCGCGAGGAUCAGGGCCACCUCUGUGGCUGGUGUGAAAACGGCUGCAGGCCGCGGGAUGAUUGCCAGCCAAUCAGGGAUCACUGCCCGGCUCCUGAGAUCCACAAGAUCUCCCCUCUGAAGGGUCCUGUGGAAGGAGGCACCAUGCUGACGAUAGAAGGGAGGAACCUGGGCCGGAGGGCUGGAGCAGUGAAGGUCCUUAUUGGAGAUGUGACAUGUACUCUCCUGCCCGAGUUCUACUCUGUCUCUGUUAGGCUGGUGUGUGUCACUGGGUGGUCCAAGCAUGUAAGGACAGACAUCGUCCAAGUGGACGUGGACCAGAGCGGGGAGGGGGCUUCCAAGGAGAGAUUCUCUUACAUGGUCCCAAAGCUGCUGUCCUUGGAGCCGAAGAAGGGCUCUCGUGCUGGGGGAACCAUGGUGACCAUCACGGGGGAACACCUGGACAUUGGUUCUCAGGUCAGAGUCAAGGUCAACAACACACUGGAAUGCAUCAUCACAGAGAAAAUGGACGAAACCAUAGAGUGCACCAUGCCUCCAGCCUUGCAGGUGUUCACCGAGUCAGUGUCAGUGUGCGUAGAGUUUGAAAACCUUCCCUGUCAGAGUGCGGAGCUCAGUGCCACAUACACUUACGAGAAGAACCCCACCAUCAGCUUCAUCCACCCCAAAAAGAGUUACCUCAGUGGUGGCAGGACCAUCACAGUUACUGGCCAGGGUUUUAAUCUGGUGCAGAGUGUGACCAUGCAGGUGCUUGGAAUAGGAGAAACACGCUGCACAGUGCUCUCCCCCUCCAUGAUCACCUGCCUGUCCUUGGCGUCCAGCCAGUCCCAGCAGACCACGGUGCAGUUCUUCCUGAACGGAGUCCUCUACAUGGGAGAUAACCCCUUCUCCUAUGACGGCGAGCCAGAAGACGAGGAUGGGGAGCCUCAUAAGGGUCACUUCCUGUUGGAGUACGUGGAGGACCCUCAGUUCUUCACCGCCAGCAAGGAGAAGCUGAUUAAACACCACCCUGGAGAGCCACUGACGCUCAUCAUCAAUAAAGGGCCGAGCGAUCUGGAACUGCUGCCGGAGGAAUACUCUGUCAUGAUUGGCUCCUAUCCCUGUAACAUCAGCUUCCAUAAUGACCAGCUGUUUCACUGCACUAUCACCGGACUGCUGAGCUCCAACGAGAACGAGCUACCUGUCACCGUGCAAGUGGGAAACUUCCGUCACACCAUCGCCAAGGUGCAGCUCGGUGGAAGUGAGCUGGCCAUCGUGGUAUCCAUUGUUGUGUGCUGCGUGCUGCUGCUGCUGUGCACUGUGGCUCUCGUAGUGUACUGCACAAAGAGUCGAAGGGCGGAACGCUACUGGCAGAAGACGCUGCUGCAAAUGGAGGAGAUGGAGUCCCAGAUCAGAGAGGAGAUCCGUAAAGGCUUUGCAGAGCUGCAGACAGACAUGACAGACCUAACCAAGGAGUUGAAUCGCAGCCAGGGCAUCCCAUUUCUGGAGUACAAACAGUUUGUCACACGCACGUUCUUCCCCAAGAUGUGCUCUGAUUACGAGAAGAGUCUUGUCCAGCCUGUCUACGAGACUGAUGCUCUGGGCCCUCGAGUGCUGCCGGAGACCCACCCACUGCUGCAGGACUGGAAGUCCACCAACACAACAAAGCCCAACGUUGAGGAGGGCAUCACCAUGUUCUCCACUCUUCUCAACAACAAGCACUUCCUGGUCACAUUUGUCCACGCCCUGGAACAGCAGAAGGACUUUGCCAUACGAGACAGAUGCAGCCUAGCGUCUCUGCUCACCAUCGCCCUCCAUGGUAAACUGGAGUACUACACCAGCAUAAUGAAGGAUUUGCUGGUGGACCUGAUUGAUGCUUCGGCGUCUAAGAACCCCAAACUGAUGCUGCGCCGCACGGAGUCGGUUGUGGAGAAAAUGCUGACCAACUGGAUGUCCAUCUGCAUGUACAGCUACCUCAAGGAGACAGUGGGUGAGCCGUUCUUCCUGCUGCUGUGUGCAAUCAAGCAGCAGAUCAACAAGGGAUCCAUAGAUGCCAUCACAGGGAAGGCCCGCUACACCCUUAAUGAGGAGUGGCUGCUCCGUGAGAACAUUGAGGCCAAGCCACAGAACAUGAAUGUGUCCUUCCAGGGCUGUGGCAUGGACUCGCUACCUGUCAGGGUCAUGAACACAGACACAAUCUGCCAGGUGAAGGAAAAAAUCCUUGAAGCCUUUUAUAAAAACCUGCCAUUCUCCCAGUGGCCCCGAGCCGAAGAUGUAGACCUGGAGUGGUUUGACUCCGGCAGCAAAAUUAAACUUCUGCAGGACCUGGAUAAUUCUACAGUGAUGGAGGACGGACGAAAGAAGCUCAACACAGUCUGCCAUUACCUGAUCCCGGAGGGGGCAUCACUAGCCAUGAGCAUGAAAGACAAGAAAGAGAACACCCUGGGGAGAGCCAAAGAUCUGGAUACGGAGAAGUAUGUACAUUUGGUCCUACCUCACGAUGAUCUAUCGGACAACAGGAGGUCACACAGACAGAGUCAUCGCAAGAAAGUCCUGCCUGAAAUCUACCUGACACGCCUGCUGUCUACCAAGGGAACUCUUCAGAAGUUCUUGGAUGACCUCUUCCAAGCCAUCCUUAGCAUCCCUCCGGAGCGCCCCCCUCUGGCUAUCAAAUAUUUCUUUGACUUCCUGGAGGAACAGGCUGACAAACGGGGAAUCACAGACCCAGACACCCUGCACAUCUGGAAAACCAACAGUUUACCUCUGCGUUUCUGGGUGAACAUCCUGAAGAAUCCCCAGUUUGUGUUUGACAUUGAUAAGACGGAUCACAUGGAUGCCUGUCUGUCUGUCAUCGCCCAGGCUUUCAUCGACGCCUGCUCCAUUUCUGACCUGCAGCUCGGCAAGGACUCCCCGACCAACAAGCUGCUGUAUGCCAAGGAGAUCCCGGAGUAUAAGAAGAGGGUGCAGUGCUACUACCGGCAGAUACAGGAAAUGGCGCCUCUCAGUGAGCAGGAGAUGAACGCUCACCUGGCUGAGGAGUCACGGAAAUACAGGAACGAAUUCAACACCAACCUGGCCUUGACAGAAAUCUACAAAUAUGCCAAAAGAUACAGACACCAGGUGGUGAGCGCUCUGGAGUCGAACCCCACUGCACGGCGCACUCAGCUGCACCACAAGUUCGAGCAGGUCAUUGCCCUUGUGGAGGACAACAUCUACGAGUGCUGCAGCGAAGCCUGAACCCGCCAGCCUCCUCUACUCGCCAAUCUCUUUCUCCUGCUCACAGCUGCCUCUCUCCCACCCACACGGUCACUCGGGAAUUUCGGGCCACUGUGGAGUCCGCCUUCAUGAGCGGCAUUGUUAUUCCCACAGACUCUCACAAGCGUGGAAAGUGGCAGAGCGAGGGACUUGAACCUGCCUCUUCCGGGGUUAUACACUCGCGAGGUGUUCCUGAUUUCAUUUGGGACCACCGAGCAAUUUCCCCAAAUAUUUCCCCAUGACACGGGCAGAAUUCCAGUCCAGCUAUACUUUAGAGGGAAUGUGUAGAAGCUUGGAGAUGAGGCUUUUUUUUUUUCUGGAUGUCUUUACAGUUACUGGGAGCUACAGGAAGCCCUGGUGGCGAUCUUAACGCACUGAACCCUCUUCUGAAGGGAACGAGCCAAUGAUGCACUGUACUGUAUUAUAAUGUCCAUAGCAAUAUUUAUAGAUGUGUUAUAAUGCUUUCAGGUGGCCUGUUCAUCAGGAUGAGUAGGAACGGCCCUGAUGAACUCCUCAUUUCCUAAAGCCUGCACUGUUCUCAGGUGUGAUCGGUGAAGAUGGGCGACUGGCUCCCAUCGGUGCUCUGAACAAUUACGUCCCAAUGUGCUCUGCAGGUUGAUGAUGGGUUGAGGAGGAGGUGAGAGAGAGAGAGCUAUAAGUGACUGAAAUCAAAUGUUAUGUGGUUCACUGGGAAGAGCUGCAUCAGUAUAGAAAGUGUCGAUCAGUGUUUCUUGUGAACAGAUGAAUAUCAUGUCGGAUUCUGACCAAUUUUAAAAGAGGGAAAUUUACAUUUAUGAAAAAACGUGAGCUCAAUAUAAUCCGAGGAGAGACUGUAUUUGUGAUGCCAAAUGACUUGUUGGAGUUUGUGGAAUAAAAUUGCAGUAUUUAGAAUUUUAAAAUGUCUAAUAAUUACAACAUUUAUUGUACCAA